Glarea lozoyensis ATCC 20868 is the source of this 1116-nucleotide messenger RNA. RefSeq names its product Zn2/Cys6 DNA-binding protein. The coding region runs from base 1 to 1116 and encodes 371 amino acids. Lineage: Eukaryota; Fungi; Ascomycota; Leotiomycetes; Helotiales; Helotiaceae. Gene Ontology annotation, biological process: regulation of DNA-templated transcription. The transcript has a single exon. Gene Ontology annotation, molecular function: DNA-binding transcription factor activity, RNA polymerase II-specific; zinc ion binding. The record is from RefSeq and is a predicted model, not a curated record.
AUGGACAGCAGAUCAACCAAACCGACCCCGGCCAAACGCGCCUCAUGUGAUCGCUGUCGUUUUCAGAAAAUCAGAUGCCCACGACUGGAUUCGGACGAUUUGAGCGAUUGUGCUAGAUGCCGAUAUCUGGGGAUACAAUGUGUCUACAGCGCGCCAUUGCCAAAGGGACGGCCAAGCGGAAGCAGGAAGUCCACCAGCAAGAGCUAUACAACGCCAAAGGAGAUACCUCUUCUGCCUCAGCCCUCGCAAGCUAGCCCGGAACCAAUAGAGAACCAGGAAACCGAAGACGAGCUCGAAACGAUAGACGAACUCCGAUCAGCACUGGGGUCUCCAGAUUUUAGCUCUCAGUCAGGGACCUGGUUCCAGACGGAUCCAUGGUCCUUGGUAGGGACUGCAGCGGACAGGGGAUCCUUUGCUGAUCUUGCCAUGGAAACAUACACCUCAAACGCCUCAGCCGCCAAGCUAUCCCACGAUGACAUUUUCACAACUUCAAUGCAGCAGCUUGCAGCGCUGAGCUGCAGCCUCUACACGCUACAUACCACGUGUCGCCACGAGACAGCCAGGUUGGAGCUCCAACCCCAGCUCGUCUCUCAUACUCACGCCUUCAAUUCCUUGGCGAAUUUGCUAGGAGCCCUACCGAGCCUUGACGGGUACGAGAUAUACACGGAAGCCUGUCUCGUAUCAAAGAGCUUACUCCAAGUAAUGUAUCGGCUUCGGCUCUUCGACUCUCCGAAUGAUGAGAGCUUACCGGCUGCUCUGCGACAUCUUCUCUCUGCGUGUUAUGUCCAGCUCCUCCAUGUGCAUACAAUUCUUGUCAGGCUUAUGUCAUAUGAGGCGUCCCACUCACCAGAUUUUCAUCAAGGCGACCCCUUCUCCGUCGCUCGGCUUCGCCUGGUGGUAAUUUACAACCUUGUCAAGCAUCUGCUGGACCAUGUGCGGCGCGGCUAUGGUGCAAUAGGUCUGGCCAUGGCGCGGUCGGUCUCUCAGGCAACUCCCUAUGCAGGAUCUCACGAAAUAGGUCAGCUUGAACACAAGUUAUGGAACGAUCUCCAGCAGUUGGAAAUAUGGCUUUCUCCAAAGCUACAGACCCCUUCGGUUCAUUAUUCUGCUGAGUAG